AUGUUAAUUGGAGAGCCUCCUCACCAUCCCUCCUCAUGGAAAAGCUUCUUUGGACUUGGCGGUAUGUCAAGCGAAGAUAAAACGAAACAAAAUGAGCUUUCAGGCCAAAAGAAAAAAGAACCUCACAAAGGAAAGUUAACAAUAAGAGUUGAUGAUUCGGAUCCUAAUGUAAAGAAAAUGCAUUUUGCUAAAUAUGGCUAUCCUCCUGAAUAUCUAAAAAUGCUUCUUAGCUUUUCCAAUAUACAACUAGCCGAUCCAAAAUAUCAAUAG
Meloidogyne enterolobii is the source of this 270-nucleotide messenger RNA. Lineage: Eukaryota; Metazoa; Nematoda; Chromadorea; Rhabditida; Meloidogynidae. The record is from the annotation of a GenBank genome assembly.